GUUAACAGUAAUCCUGUAAUCACAUCAUGGCGGCGAGUGGGAAGAAGGAGCAUGUGGUGUGCGUGACAGGAGGCUCUGGCUUCCUCGGCUCGACAUGCAUCAAAGUCCUCCUCGAGAGAGGUUACCGCGUCCAUUCGACUGUGCGGGACCCCCGCAACGAACCGAAGGUCGCGCACUUGAAAGCGUUACCUGGGGCCGCCGAACGCUUGACCUUGUUUCCUUCAGGAGGGAUCAUUCGACAAGGCGAUCCAUGGGGCUGAAGUGGUGCUGCACACAGCGUCCCCAUUCUUCUUGACGGACCAAACACGAGACAACCUGGUGGAACCCGCUGUCCAAGGCACGUUGAAUGUGUUGCGGUCCGUCGCCCGUGCCCCUAGCGUAAGACGCGUAGUGCUCACGUCGUCGACGAUUUCUGUGUACGGGCACUGCGGCACCAAGCCCGACAGCCACGUCUUCACGGAAGCCGACUGGAGUCGCGAGGAUCUCAUGACAGAGCGGAAGAUGUGGUACGGCCUGAGCAAGACCGUAGCGGAGCGUGAAGCAUGGGAGUUCAUGCAGACAACUUCGCCGCAUUUUGACUUGGUCGCGAUGUGUCCGACGUGGAUUCUCGGACCUAUGUUGCAGCCUGCAUUGAAUGAAAGCAACAAGAAGAUCUACGACUACAUGGUCGGCAACACGCCGGUGAUUCUUAAUGCUGUCAAGGCCUUGGUGGAUGUUCGAGAUGUGGCGAUGGCGCAUAUUGCUGCAUUUGAGAACCCUCAAGCGUCGGGAAGGUACUUGCUUAUAGGCGCCUGUCCCACCGAGCACGAGAUUGCCGACGCCGUCCAGCAAGCGUGUCCGUCCGCUCGUGUCCCAGAGGCGUCCACAGAUAGUUCCCCCGCUGUGCCCUUGUUGUAUGACUGCAGCAAGGCCGAGCAGGAACUGGGGAUUCGGUUUCGUUCGCUAACCGACAUGGUGCAAGAAACAUGCGACUCAUUGCAACAUCAUGGACUCGUAAAGUUGUAAUGCAAUGACAUGAUGGUAUUUGCUCGUGCUGUUGGACCUGUCGAUGUACACAAGCACGGUUCGGUCUAUACCGGUAGUUGACACGUGCAGUCCGUGA
This is a messenger RNA of Aphanomyces astaci, 1102 nucleotides long. RefSeq lists its product as hypothetical. The record is from RefSeq and is a predicted model, not a curated record. Gene Ontology annotation, molecular function: oxidoreductase activity, acting on the CH-OH group of donors, NAD or NADP as acceptor. NCBI's taxonomy places the organism in Eukaryota, Oomycota, Saprolegniomycetes, Saprolegniales, Verrucalvaceae. The transcript has 2 exons. Bases 487 to 1005 code for a protein of 172 amino acids.